Mustela erminea (ermine) is the source of this 4003-nucleotide messenger RNA. It is a transcript of the gene MISP, whose product is annotated as mitotic spindle positioning. NCBI's taxonomy places the organism in Eukaryota, Metazoa, Chordata, Mammalia, Carnivora, Mustelidae. The record is from RefSeq and is a predicted model, not a curated record. The transcript has 5 exons. Bases 1864 to 3768 code for a protein of 634 amino acids.
CGUGAGACCUUGCCCUGUGGGAGCCUCCGCGCCUCCAAAGGGAGUUUGCUCCAGAGCGGGAGGCAGGUGCGUGGCUCUAGGGGCCAUAAACCCCACUUGGGUCUGGUAUCGGUGUGCGGCGGGGUGGGGCUGGGGAGCUUCCUGGAAGCAGAGGUGACCGACUGGAACAGAGCCUCGGGCUUCAGGACCUGCCCUUCUGUCCCUACGUGACCUCGGUGAGCACCUUCCCUCUCUGGGCCUCAGUUCCCUCUGCUCCGGUCCCAGGGCCCCAUGAGGAGCUGCCUGGAGGCUGGCGUGUGGUGCUCUGCGCAGGGGCGGCUCCGGGAAGGCCUCGAGGGGGCUCUGGGACUGUUGUUACCACUCACCUGUGAGGAGCCUCUGGGGGCCUCCCUGGGGCCCAUCCACCCAGGCCUCCUGCUCCUCUGGCCCCGUGUCGGUGCAGCGUCCUCCCCACGCACACACAGGGAGACUGAGGUGUUGUAGGAGGGGGAGCCUGCCUGAGCCCCUGGUGGGUUAGGGUUUGAAUAAUAAUGAUAUUAACAACCACCAUGAAAGCAUUUAGGCGGCACCUACUGUAUACUGGGUUCAGGGUACUGACCGUGCAUGGCAGGUCUCAGCACGGAGCCAAGUGCCGUGGGCUCUACCUACAGUCCAGGUGUGGACACUGAGGCCCACGGGGAGCAGAGGGCUUCCCAAGGACGCAAGCCCGUGGGGCCCUGGGGCCUUGAGCCCGAGCCCCCGCCCGAGCCCCACCCCAGUGGCCUCGGUGAAUCACCCGGCAGGAGCGGACCAGGAACAAGCGGCGUCCCCACCCGUGCUCCUCCCGACGCCACCAGGAGCCGGACGCCCUCCCGACAGGUGGUUCUUCCCGGAGCCGAUGUCCUGUGUGGCGUGUAGGUCCUGCCGGGUGAACGUCCACUUGCUAGCUCAGCAAACACUCCUGCGUCACCCCCUCCCACGCCUGCCCUCCCUGAGGAUAUCCGGGGCCUGGGCACACUCCUGCCCAGCCCUCAGGGUCAGCAUGGGGCUCGGGGCUGGAGGGGAGACCCUGGGGGGCAGCCAGGUCUGUGGCAGAAACGAGCCCGACUCCCACGUCCUGGGCACCCGGGAGGAGCUGUGUGUGCAGAGACCACGCCUUACGCAGCAGUCCGGAUGAAAUCCAUGCUGUGUGCCAGACUCUGGGCUGCAGGGGAAAGGCUCGUCUGGGCCGCUAGCGGGAGGGACCUGGGCUGAUGGCCCCCAGUGGGAGAAGACUUACCCCCUUUCAGAGAUGUCCCCACCCCUGUGAGUUUCAGGGAGAACACUCCAUGGGGGCUGUGUGCUUGUGGGGGCGGGGCUCCGUCCCUGGGCUGGGGUUUAUGACCCAGGCCUGCUUGUCUCUAACGACUGGUUUUCCAAGUAUAGUUUCAGUAUUUGAUACACACAAAAGCCGAUGUGAUGCGUGCCAGUUCCAAUAUCGUUCCCAGGAUGGAUUUCCGGGUGCUUUAAUGCCACUUCUCCAGCUCAGGGAGGGGCUCCCUUUUCCGUUUUAGAACCACAGCCUUUACAUGCAAGUUGGCCAAGAGACAGCCGAUGACAGUGCAGCUCUGACGGAACCGAGGGUGGACGCAAGGACCGGGCUGCUUGGAGAGCUGGGAACGGCCAGUCUUUUCUCCUCGGCUGUGGAAGGGGACGCCCAUCUUGCUGCUGAGCCGGGCUGCAGAUGCUGCUCAGACAACAGGCUGCAAGGGCACACGCUCUGCCUCUGCCCCUCUGCUGGGGCAAUUGGGGGGGGGUGCUCCCUGGAGGAGGUGUCCUGCAGGCUGCCGUGAGCCCGGAGCACCUCCGCCCCUGGGAGCCUCAGGGAGCUGAGACCUCCAGGACAUGGACCGAGUGACCAGAUACCCCAUCUUCAGCAUCGCUCGCUCACCUCGCCUGGCUGGCUUGGACCCCGGUGAGGACACCAGCUAUACGUCUGAGGUGGUGGAUGUGGGGCCAGAGGCCAGCGGCUGGAGCCAGGACAAGCCACAGGCGUGGCCCACAGAGGCUCGACUGAAUGCAGCCAGGACGGGGGCGUCCUCUAGCCCACGCGCCUUCGCUGGCCGGUCAUCCCCAUGGACGCUCUGGCGGGAGGGUCACAAGGAUGAGGAGGCGAAGGCCUGCCACCUGGACGCCAGGGACGCCCAGCCUCGGCGGCCAGGGGACCUGGAGCAGGAACGCUGGGCGGUCAUCCAGGGCCAGGCCCUCAGGAAGAGCAGCACGGUGGCCACGCUCCAUGGCACCCCUGGCCCCCCGGACCCCGGCAGCCCCCAGGCACAGCCUGGGCCCCUGGAGGAGAGCGCCGUGGACAGGGAGCAGAUUGACUUCCUGGCGGCGAGGCAGCAGUUUCUGAGCCUAGAGCAGGCCUGCGCCGGGGGCCCUCUGCACCCUGCGGCUCCCGUGGCCCCUGCUCGUGCUCCACCUGGCGGCGGUCAGGCCCCCAGGGCCUCAACUGGGCCGCUCCAGGGCAGCUUGUGUGCUGUCCCGCCGCACCCCCGGGAGAGGGAGGCGCUCCCUCCAGAGAAGAAGGUCGGGGGCCUUCCGGCUGCAUCUGGCGUCCAGCCUGCGCGUGACGCAGCCUCCCUGGCCCAGGCGGGGUCCCCGCAGCUCCCCAAGGAGACCCCCAUCGAGCGGGAGAUCCGGCUAGCCCAGGAGCGGGAAGCGGACCUGCGAGCGCAGAGGGGGCUGCGGCGGGCGAGCAGCCAGCAGGAGCUGGUGGAGAUCCCCACGCGGCCGCUGCUGCUGACCACGGUGAGCCUGACCGCGGCGCCACGGCGGGAGCGAGGGCGCCCGUCCCUCUACGUGCAGCGGGACUUGGCGCAGGGGACGCGGCGGGAGGAGGACCACCGGCGGCGGGAGGUGUCGGCGCCCACGCAGUCUGGGCUCCGGAGAGCCUUCAGCUCGGACUCCAUCCUGGACCUGGCCUCGGCCGGCGGCGCGGCUGACCCCGGCCCCCGGGUGAGGAAGGUGAACCGCAUCCCGGCGGACGCCUACGAGCCGUUCCUGCGCGCCGGCAGCCGGGGCGUCCCCGCCGUCCAGGCGCGCGCCCAGCCCGGCGGUCUCUCUGCGGACAAGGCGGGGGCUGCGGGCUCCGUCGGGGCCGCGGGGUCUCCGAGGCGGCCCUUGGAGGCCCCUGGAACCGCCCCCGACACGCAGCGCGAGUGCCCACGGGCCCCCCAGGGGCGCGGGCUAGCGCCCGGGGGUGUCGUCCGCUGGGAGUAUUUCCACCUGAGCCCGCUGCGGUUCCGGGUCCCUGAUGUGCCCCCGCGGGCCGAGGGCCCCGGUGGCCGAGGCUGGGAGGCGGGGGACACCCCAGCAACGGGGCGGCCAAGGCCCCCGUCGUCGGAGCUGCUGGAGCGGGAGGUAGAGAGCGUCCUGCGGCGCGAGCGGGAGGCGGCGGAGGAGCGGCGCACGGCCCUGUUCCCCGAGGUGUUCUCCCCGCCCCCGGUCCACGACGACGACCAGGACUCCGGGAGCUCCUCCGCGGCCUCGGGCAUCACGGGCAGCUACACAGUGUCGGAGACCCACUUCUUCAGCCCCGUCCACCUGCGCUCGGGCCUGGUGUGGACAGCGGAGGCCCCCAGCGACCCGGCUCCGGGGCAGAGAAGGAAGGAGCAGCGGUAUGCCGGCAUCAGCACCUCAGACCGCAUCGACUCGGAGGUCCUAGAAGCCACGCGGGUGACCCACCACAAGAGUACCAUGGCGAGGCGCUGGGAAGCGGGCAUCUAUGCCAGCGAGAGCCAGGACUGAGCAGGGGACAAGAUGCCCUUGCCCGCACCCUGCCCGUGGGCGCUGCUGGGACCAUCCCCGGAGCCCCUGCCCCUCAGGACAUAGGUCCCUGUGGGAACCCACCACUGGUCGACCACGGGUCCCGAGCUGCCAGUCCAAGGGGGGCUGUGUUUUCAGAUGGAGGGUUUUCCUUCCUGUUUUUAUCAUCCUGGAGCAGUUGCUCUGCUUUCUGUAUCUAAAGCUGGGGAUGAAGUGG